Messenger RNA from Cucurbita maxima (winter squash), 2566 nucleotides. Its product is annotated as heat shock factor protein HSF8-like. Gene Ontology annotation, cellular component: nucleus. NCBI's taxonomy places the organism in Eukaryota, Viridiplantae, Streptophyta, Magnoliopsida, Cucurbitales, Cucurbitaceae. Gene Ontology annotation, biological process: regulation of transcription by RNA polymerase II. Gene Ontology annotation, molecular function: RNA polymerase II cis-regulatory region sequence-specific DNA binding; DNA-binding transcription factor activity. The transcript has 2 exons. The record is from RefSeq and is a predicted model, not a curated record. Bases 298 to 1866 code for a protein of 522 amino acids.
CCUUUGUUUCGCUGCUAGUCCGUACGACCACUCUCAUUUUCACUCUUUCUGUCUCUCUGUUUAUCUUCUUCUCUUCAUCGUUCUUCUCUCGUAUCCGCCAUUGUUUCAUUCUUCUCCUCCAAAACCCUCCGGAUUCCUCUCUCGACACUCUCAGUUCAUAUUCAAUUCAAAGCGUUUUACCUCCUGACGAUGGAAUUUAUUCAUUUCCCACAUUUCGAAACCCUAAUUUUCUGAAUCUGUGUUCUCUGCUUGAAUUGUUUCUUGUUUCUUACUUGUCUUGUGUUUGUUGACCGUGAGAUGGAUGUGACUGCUAAUGGCGGCGACUCUGGAUUGGCCUCCAGAAGUGAUAGUUCUCAUCCGACGGUGCCGGCUCCUAUCACUAAUGUGAACGCGCCUCCGCCGUUCCUGAGUAAGACAUAUGAUAUGGUGGAUGAUCCGGCUACCGAUGCAGUUGUGUCCUGGAGCUCUACGAAUAAUAGCUUUGUGGUUUGGAACCCGCCUGAAUUCGCUAGGGAUCUUUUGCCCAAAUAUUUCAAGCAUAACAACUUCUCCAGCUUCGUCAGGCAGCUCAAUACCUAUGGCUUCAGGAAAGUUGAUCCAGAUCGUUGGGAAUUUGCUAAUGAAGACUUCUUAAGAGGUCAGAAACACCUGCUUAAGAGUAUUACUCGGCGUAAACCUGUCCAUGGGCACAGUCAGCAGCAAUCACAGCAAUCUCAUGGACAAAGUACGUCUGUUGGAGCUUGUGUGGAAGUUGGUAAAUUUGGUUUGGAGGAAGAGGUUGAGAGGCUUAAAAGAGACAAAAAUGUACUCAUGCAGGAACUUGUGAGAUUGAGGCAGCAGCAACAGACUACUGACAACCAGCUGCAAACUAUGGUACAGCGUCUACAAGGGAUGGAGCAGCGACAGCAGCAGAUGAUGUCAUUUCUUGCAAAGGCUGUGCAAAGCCCUGGCUUUUUGGCUCAAUUUGUGCAGCAACAAAAUGAAAGUACUAGACGCAUAAGUGAAGCUAAUAAAAAGCGAAGACUCAAGCAAGAUGGUAUUGUUGAGUCUGAGCAUUCUACUGUUCCUGAUGGGCAAAUUGUGAAGUAUCAACCUCUCAUGAAUGAGGCAGCAAAAACAAUGCUGAGGCAGAUAAUGAAAAUAGAUACUUCGCAAUCAGAACCUGUGAACCUCAAUACCGACAGUUUCCUAAUUAAUGAUGGUUUGCAAUCGUCGUGUGCAGCAAUGGACAAUGGGAACUCUUCCAGUUCUAUAUCAGGUGUGACUCUUCAAGAGGUACCUCCGACCUCAGGGCCAUCAUCUUUCAAUUCAGCUGCUUCUGGUGUUGCUCCUCAUGGCCCCUCAACAGCCAUAUCGGAAAUUCAAUCGUUACCCCAAGCUACAACUUCAGACAAGGUUUCAACUUCUCCUUUUGCUGUUAAUGCUGUACGGGGUCCAGGGGCACGAGAAGCUUCUUCCCUGUCAGUUUCUGACACAGAUGUAAUCAUGCCUGAGCUUUCCCAAUUAUCUGAAAUGGUGUCUGAGAACAUUAUUGAUGUUCCUGAAGUAGAUUAUAGGGUACCCGAGGCAGGAAAUUCUUCAUUUAUAAGUCCAAGUUUGUUGGAUGUCGAUGGAACUAUUCCCUUAGAGAUUGAUAGCAUGUCCCCUGAUGCUGAUAUCGAUGCCUUACUAGCGAAUUCCAACUUCUGGGAUGAUUUGCUCGUGCAAAGUCCAUGUCAGGAGGAGGAGAUUGACUUUAUGGUAGGAGGAGGAUUACCAAAGACGAAUGAUAUGCAGCCAGUGGAAAACGUUUGGGACAAAUCUAAACAUGUGGAUAAACUUACAGAACAGAUGGGCCUUCUCACUUCAGAAAUUAAAAGGGUUUGAGCUUGAUCGUCAAAUGUAGAUGAUUUUCAAAUGACCAAUUGAGGUAAUCACUUCUACUAUAUUCGUAAUAAUGAGAUCGUACUCUUCAAUACCUCCAUUUUAACUGCUUGUUUCUGGACAUGGGCAAAUGUCCAUUCUUACAAUUUGUAGCCUUUCGUUAUUCUGAUGCAUAUUUUAGCGUUGGGUUCUGCUCAUUUUCACAGGUUGCCUUUUGGUGGUCGUGCAGGGAAGACGCUCGUUGGGUUAUCUCCCUUUCAUAUCUUUUGUCUGCUUAUCAAACAAUGUGGCUAGAACUAUGGGUAAGAUCUGUAAAUACUAUACACGAUGAUGUUAACAGUUAUAUCUUGCUCGUAGUCUGAAAAAUUUUAAGUUCGGCUUCUCGGAUAAAAAGAGAAGAAAUAGAAAGGUUAAGGGUGGUAUUACUUGCAGUGAUGGGUUGGUUUGGAGGCAAGUAUAUCAAUUUUGGUUGAUGCCAAUUGUGUUUCUAAUGUAUGAGAACUCCGUUAAUUCUAGUAUUGCACCAAUGGCUGACUGCUAGAGAAUGAUAUUAUUAGUGCAUUUGGCCUUGCAUGUAAUCUAGAUAGGCACAUGCAAACGGGUCUGUUCAUCCGCCGACUUGGAUUGUUAAUCAAGAGAAUCUCUCUAUAACAAUGGAAUAGAAAGAACAGUCCGGUUGAAUCGAUUUUGAAGUAUUGUUGUU